Messenger RNA from Musa acuminata subsp. malaccensis (wild Malaysian banana), 960 nucleotides. RefSeq names its product ER membrane protein complex subunit 7 homolog. Gene Ontology annotation, molecular function: carbohydrate binding. The record is from RefSeq and is a predicted model, not a curated record. Lineage: Eukaryota; Viridiplantae; Streptophyta; Magnoliopsida; Zingiberales; Musaceae. Gene Ontology annotation, cellular component: EMC complex.
GGCCGCAAACCCAAAAGAGUGCGCCGAGGAGCACCAGCAGCAGCAGCAGAUCCGCAGAGAUAGCACACGCGAUGAGGAGCUCCGCGGCGUUAUUCAAUCCGUCACCGCCGCUCCUCCUCCUUCUGCCUCUUCUUCUUUUCUCGCAUCUGCUUCCUCGCGCCCUCGCCGCUGACCUAGGAUCUGGCGAUGGGUACACGAUCGCCGGUCGUGUGAAAUUAGAUGGUGCAACAUCCAAAGAAUCUGGCCUUCCUGCAAAACCCACAAAUAUUAAAGUCAUACUCAAUGGUGGUCAAAGCAUCAGUUUUGCAAGAGCAGAUGGUUAUUUUUCAUUCCACAAUGUGCCAGCUGGGACUCAUCUGAUUGAAGUAGCUGCAUUAGGUUAUUUCUUUUCUCCGGUUCGUGUUGAUAUUAGUGCUAGAAACCCUGGUAAGAUCCAGGCAGCACUGACAGAGAACAGAAGGGUUCUAUAUGAGUUGAUUCUAGAGCCUUUAAGAGAAGAACAGUACUAUGAGAAGAGGGAACCUUUUUCCAUUAUGUCACUAAUGAAAAGUCCUAUGGGUUUAAUGAUGGGUUUCAUGCUAUUGGUGAUGUUUGUCAUGCCAAAAUUGAUGGAAAAUAUUGAUCCUGAAGAAAUGAGGCGAGCUCAAGAAGACAUGAGGGCCCAAGGGGUUCCUUCUCUUUCGAGUUUGUUGCCCAGGAGCAAUUAGUUUCUGAGAGAUUCAUACUGCCGAAACUGGCAGUGGCAUCUGAUUUAGUUGACAUCUGAAUACCCAGGAAGACCUGUAACCAAAGAUUUUCUCAUGGAAGAUCCUAUGGGCUGUUUGUUAUUUUGUUUAUGUCUGCAAAAUUGAUUGAUAUAUGCCAUCUGAUCUCCUAAUCUUGCAUGAUUGUUCCAUUAAGCAUUCUUAGCAACUUCUUCGUUUUGGGCCUGCGGCAUAAUAGACAGUUUCUUUUAGAUUA